GAAUGAUCGGCGAUAGAGCUAUCACCCCAACAAUGGCCGGGUAUGGACAAACUUCCACAUCACCAGGGAAUUUCACCGUGGAUUUGGGAGGCCUAGACGACAAUCAACCACCCCCAUAUAGUCAAUCGUAUGGACAGACUGGAAAGUUAAAUCAAGAUGAAUUUCAGUUUGUUCAAGGGUCUUCUUUAACGGACAAUAAUGAUGUGGAAGGAACAAUACCUUCUGCUGAGAGCAAAUCAAUACCAGGAACUGCAUAUGGUGUGAAAAAUCGUGGAAAAGCAUCCCAGUUUCUAGAUAGUAAAGGAUUUGGAUGGUUAUUAGAAGAAGAAGAUAUGGAUCAAGAAGAUUUAGAACCUUUAUUAGAGGAACUUGAUAUAGAUCUGAAGGAUAUUUACUACAAGCUGAGAUGUGUUUUAUUUCCCCUACCACAGCUUGGAUUUAAUCGGCAUAUUGUGAGAGAGAACCCAGAUUUCUGGGGACCUCUUGUUGUCAUCUUGUUAUACUCACUCGUCUCAUUAUAUGGACAGUUUAGGGUUGUUUCAUGGAUCAUAACUAUUUGGAUAUGUGGAUCACUCAUCAUUUUCAUGUUGGCCAGGGUACUAGGUGGAGAGGUAUCAUAUUCACAGUGUCUGGGUGUGGUUGGAUAUUCUGUGUUGCCAUUGGUGAUAACUGCACUCAUUCUUCCAUUAUUUAAAGCUUUUCAUUAUGUUGCCCUUUUAUUAAAGUUGCUUGGUGUACUGUGGGCAGCUUUUAGUGCUGGAUCAUUACUUUGUGUUCAAGAACUUCAGCAAAAGAGACCAUUGUUAUUAUAUCCCAUAUUCUUACUGUAUAUUUACUUCUUCUCUCUGUAUACAGGAGCUUGAUGGAAUCUCAUUCUCAUGGAAUAAAUGUAGCUGUAAUAGUUUGUGUAUUAAUUGUAUGUUUUGACGGAAGUAUGAAGUAAAUGGGUUGGACUGAUUGUAAUUUUUUUAUGCAAAAUUUGAAUAAUUUUAGACUUGUUCUAGUUUGGAUUUGAUUUUUUACAAUCAUUUGUGUUAUGUACGAUAAUUUGAAAUCAUGAAAUAAUUUCAAGUGUUUAAAAAGGAGCUGAAAUAAAGAGACUUGCCUGACAGCAGGAUAUCUAGGUCGGUCUGACAACUUGGAUGCUGAGGCUAGCCUGACGGCCUGGAUGCCGAGGCUGGCCUGACAGCAGGGAUAUAGAGGCUGGCCUGACUUAACUGAUCAAUGAUCUAUUGCUGCCAGGAUUCAAAAUCUUAAUGAUAGUUUACAAUAUAUAUUUAAAAUCCAUUAAUGUGUUUAAUUUAGUUGUCUAAAAAACAAAAUAUUUCUGUAAAAAUUGUUUACUUGUAGUCUGGAAAAAAAAAUCAUUUACGAAUUAAUGUCAGUAAAAUUAAUAAAGUAAUUUUAAAGAGUGCAUGUAAAAACAACUGUUUUACCUGAGGUAAUAUCUGGAUGAUAUUAACCCUAACUUUGCUGAACAUCUUAAAUGGACUUGUGUGGACAAAGCCAUUCAUAAGUUUUUUAAUGAGUACAGAAAAUAGUGCAGACCAUGAUCAGACACCACAGAUGUGCCAGCUCAUCUUGAUCUGCAUGGUUAGCAUCAGUAGUGGCCAGCUGGCUCAGGGUUAAAAUUGUUGAUUGUGUUUAAGUAAACUUUAGAUUGUGUUAACAUGUUUCAUUUAAUUGUAUCAUAAAUAUUCAUUGUGGGAUUUUACUGUUUAGAUUUAGUGGUACUUAUUAAUAUCAUAUGUAUAUCAACAACUGAUACAUGUUUUAAUUGAUUUUUUUAUACCACAAGCCAAACAUUUAUAUCCAUCAUUCAUUUAACACAGUGAUCUACAGUGUGUAAAGGUUGAAUGACUAAAAAUGUAGGUUUUGCCAUAACUUAGUUUAGUUUCAACAUAAUUUAUUGUCAAAUCAUAUACAUAAGGUACCAUUUAUAAAACAAUUUAUGAAUAUUCAUAUGGUUUUUAACAUUAAAUUUUAUGAACAGGAUUUGACAGAAGGGUUGACCAUCUUGUUCUGAAAGUAUAAGAAAUGGGCCAUAACAGAAAUAGUAAGUUUUGGUAACAUCAAAUUUCAAGGAUACUUUUAGUUAGAUAUUUAUUAGGCGACAGUUGCAGAGGGACAUAAGCUUGUAAAUAUAUGUAUUUAUAACCUACCUAUUGCUUCAUAGAGGGGUUUAAAAUUAUUAAUAUUUAAAUAUGAUAUUAUUGUUUAAAGAUACAGUUAAUUGAAGACAACAUUUGUACAAAAUGUUGACAAGUGUACUUUUUAGCUCGACUUUUUUUUUUUUGAAAAAAAAAUGUAGAGGUAUUGCUAUAGUUUCGGCGACGUUGCCGUCUGCAAACUUGUACCUGGAUCAUAACUUUUUUAUUUCUUGGUGUAUUGUCUUCAUACUUGGCCACAACAACCCUUUGGACAAGACCUUUCAGUAGACCACACUAACCUUGACCUUCAUCCAUGAAUGACCUUGACCUUCAAGGUUAAAAGUCCAAAUUUUGCUUGUUCAUACUGUUAUUGGCUGUAACUGUGUUAUUUUUGAAUGGAUUGUCUUUAAACUUAAACAUAAUAAUCUUCAAGGAUAUCCCUUAAAAAUAACCAGACAGACCUUGACCUUCACUCAUAAAUGACCUUGACUUUGAAGGUCAAAUUGUUGAAAUUUUCAUUUUUUUGGCUAUGAUUGGCUGUAACUUUGUUUUUUAUUGAAUGGAUUGUUUUCAAACUUGAACAUAAUAAUCUUCAAGGAUAACCCUUAAAAAUAACCAGACAGACCUUGACCUUCACUCAUUAAUGACCUUGACUUUGAAGUUCAAAUUAUUGAAAUGUUCAUUGUUUUGGCUGUUACUGGCUGUAACUUUGCUAUUAUUGAAGGGAUCAACUUCAUAUUAUAACAGAACAUACUUAAGGACAAGACCUUGUUGUUUAUCAAACACUAGGGCUCUUUAAUGACCUUGACCUUGAAGGUUAAAUGACUGAAUUUUCUCAGAUUUGUGCAUUAAAUGACCAUAUAUAUUUAUUGGUGUGAGUGCAUCAUCAUUAACAACAACAACAACACGUGUCACCACCACGUGUCACCACCACCACCAUGUGUCACCACCACCACAUGUCACCACCACGUAACACCAUGUGUCACCACUACCACGUGUCACCACCACCAAGUGACACCACCGGAUGACACCACAUGCCACCACCAUGUGUCACCACCACCACAUGUCACCACCACGUGACACCACCACGUGUCACCACCAAUGACACCACAUGUCACCACUAAGUGACACCACCACAUGACACUACUACGUGACACUACCACAUGUCACCACCACGUGUCACCACCACGUGUCAUCACCACGUGGCAAUACCGCGUGUCACCAUGUGUCACCGCCACGUGUCAACACCACAUGUCACCACCAUGUGUCACUGCCACGUGUCACCACCACGUGACACCACCACGUGUCACCACCACAUGACACUACCACGUGUCACCACCACUACGUGUCACCAUGUGUCAACACCACUUGUCAUCUAUUUAUAGAAUUUUCUAUUUAUAGAAUUGCGCAUUUCUAUUUAUAGAAUUGUGUGUUUCUAUUUAUAGAAUUUUCUAUUUAUAGAAUUGCGUGUUUCUAUUUAUAUAUAUAUAUAAAUUAGUAUAUUUAAAGAUUUUGUUCAAACAUUUCUUUGUUUGCUUUUAGAGAAAGUAAAAAGUCGAGCGUUUCCCCCGCCCGGCGGUGGCUCUUGUUGUAGUUACACUAUACUGAUUAUGUGUUUAAAGUAUUUAUGUAUAUCUUUGUACAUAUAUAAACAUUCUGUGAUAUGUAAUACUUAAAAAACAAUUGUACAGAGGCUGUGUUUACUUUAAAGUAAUCAUUGAAUAAAAACAAAAGUAAAAUAUA
Molecule: messenger RNA, 3893 nt
Organism: Ruditapes philippinarum (Manila clam)
Lineage: Eukaryota; Metazoa; Mollusca; Bivalvia; Venerida; Veneridae
Product: protein YIPF4-like
Exons: 6
Coding region: 3-863 (286 amino acids)
Biological process (GO): endoplasmic reticulum to Golgi vesicle-mediated transport; vesicle fusion with Golgi apparatus
Cellular component (GO): trans-Golgi network; membrane
Source: RefSeq, a predicted model, not a curated record